Molecule: messenger RNA, 3638 nt
Organism: Schistocerca piceifrons (Central American locust)
Lineage: Eukaryota; Metazoa; Arthropoda; Insecta; Orthoptera; Acrididae
Gene: OSCP1
Product: protein OSCP1
Exons: 6
Coding region: 88-1236 (382 amino acids)
Biological process (GO): transport
Cellular component (GO): cytoplasm; plasma membrane
Source: RefSeq, a predicted model, not a curated record
GGCACUGAUAAGGUUGUUGAACUGUUUAAUGUUGUAGCUGUCGCACCGCGAACGUGAGGAGUAUCCGUGCCUACUUGUUAUUUAAAAAUGUCGAAUAUUCAUGCACUUCCUCUCUUAUUUCUAAAUUUAGGAGGAGAAAUGAUUUACAUACUGGAACAGCGACUACAUGCUCAACAAAUUCCGCAAGACAAAUCAGUGAAAGUUCUGACUGACAUUGUAAGUGUGAUGCUGAAUGAAAGGUUUCUGCAAGAACUCUUCAAGCCACAGGAAAUUUAUAACAAGCAAGCAUUAAAGAAACUAUUUGAAGACCUUGCUCAUGCUUCAAUAAUGCGUUUAAAUACUGCGAGCAUGGAUAAAUUGUAUGAUUUAAUGACAAUGGUGUUCAAGUACCAAGUUUUUAUGGCAUCUCAUCCUCAUGACCUAAUUCUUAUCACACUUAAUCAUUUAGAUGCCAUAUGGAACUAUGUGAGAGUGCCAUCAGUGCAUAAGCAGAUUGUUAUUGUACAUAAAAUGAUAAUGCAACUGUAUGGCCAAAUGUCUGUUGGUGAGCUGCUAGAUGUAAGGAAAAGCAUACUUAAUUUCUUUCAAGAUCUUAAGAUACGUGUUUCUGUGUUUAUGAGACAGAAACUGCAAAACAGUGACGGAAAAUUUGUAAUUGAUCCAUCAGGAUUAGUACCACCAGGGUGUGAUAUUCCUGGUGAAAUACGUUCAUAUGAUGAAACUGGUGAAAUAAAGGAUGUAACAAAAUUUGAUGGUUGUGGAGAUUACCAAGGCACCAGGCAAUUGGGAUCAUUUGAUAUUCAUGGCAAUAGGAAUACAGAUUUGGGCUGUAAUAUAUAUGCAUCUGCACCAGGACACAGUGACAAUUGUUCAGUUUCUACUUGCCACACUGGAGAAGUGCCCUCGAAGCCAGCAUCAGGCGGCUGUUCCAAAGGAGCAGCUAGUGUGAAAGCAGCACAAGGAGAGCUUAAUCUAUUAAUGACACAGUUAUUAGGAAACAGAACAGCUUUUGACUGCAACUCAACAAAAGACCUAAUACACAUAACUUUAUUUGGUACAGAGGUGAACGAAAGAGAGGAAGACGUUCAGUUGAGCAUAAAAAAAGAAAUAAAGAUAGAUGCACGGAGACAGUCCAACUUUGCUGAAUUGGAUGCUGUUUCCAGAGAAAUGACAGUUGAUGAUAACUGUGAAGAAACUCCUGGGGAUUUACUUGAACUUCUUGACAGUCUGAACUGAAAGCUGUUUUUUGUAUUGAUAACAUUCUGCAAGAAAUUUAUGUCCAGAGUAUUAAGAAAGAAGAAUAGAAAAUGUUAAUGAAAAACCAGUUAAAUAUAUUUUUCCUUGUGCCUCAGAAGAAAAAUAGGCGUGAAAAGAAGUCUAAACAGAAGCAGGCAUUUGUUUGUUUCCAAUCUUCUUUAGUGUAAUCUUUCAUAAAUAUAAGUCAUAAUAUAGUUAACACUCCUAAAUUUCUUUGAAUACCUCUCAGGACAGAAACUUUGAUAUAAGGCUUGUGUUAAGGGGUAGCACACUGAUUUACUAUUGCUUGAACAUUCAUUUGUUGUCCAGUGCACACAAUAAAAAUUAAUUUAAGCACUAAAUGUGAGUUUAUAUGGACUAUACUUUAGGAUGAUGUGUGUUUAUGAUAGUAUUACUGCAAUAUAUGACGAUAUUAUGGUACGUGCUUGCAGUAUUGCUAAUGGAGUGGGCUAUUGCUGAGGUGUUGCCCACAAGGUGUGGAGAACAUUUUUGUAUGGCCAUGCCAUACCUGCCAUUGCCCUUCUCUAAAAAUGCUUCCCUCUUGUUAUCAGGCAUCUUUCCUCUUUCUCAUGAUGAAGUGCUGAAGUGUAUAAUAAUGUAAUCUUAACUAUGAAACAAUAUUUCACUGCAGUUCAAAAGUUGGUGAACAUAAACAGAGGCACUUGAUUGGUUUGUUGUCUGCAGGAAACUGGAAGUGGACACAUGAGACAACCAUCAAUCUCACAAAUGUGAUACUUCGAUCAUCAGAACUAUGGAUCAUAGAAAAUAAUAUACAUACAGGAUAUUCUGACUGCUACUGUUAUAUCAGAAUAUCUGCAGCAGUGAGCCGUUUGUCUGCAUAGGUUCUGAAGACUUCAAAAUUACGUGUUAGUUUCACAGUGUAAGUUUCCCCAUUCAUGUGCAGCAACUUGGCAACUUUUUCCUAUUUCUAUUUUUUAUUGUCUCUUACCACAUUAAAUAACUUGGUUGUAAAUUACUGCAUUUACGAAAUUCUGGUAAGCCACAAUGAAAUUGCAAUGUUGAUUAUUAUUUAAAACUUAUCUUAAUGAAUUUGUUGAGGGUGGUGGUGGUAUGUAGAGGACACUUGACAGCAAGGUCAUCAUUGUGAAUUCCUUGAGCCCUUCUACCAAAGCAUUACAAACUUCUGGGAACUGGAGGGACAUUGGUGAGAAAAGCAAAUGCCUGUAUGAAUCACAAGUAGCCAAAAACUGAAACGUGAUCAUCAGUCUGGUUGCAGCUGAUAUACAGUCUCUCUCACAUUGGUAUUGGCCUUAUCAAUUCUCAGAUGAACUGCAUUUAUGAUCUAUCCUAAAGAGCAUUUCUAUAUUCCAGUGAAAUUGUGGAAAAGGUAUAUAUCUAACAGCAGUUUAAAGUGUGGGGAGCAGUUCACUCACUAAUGAGAGAGAGAGAGAGAGAGAGAGAGAGAGAGAGAGAGAGAGAGAUUUAUUUUUCUUGCUAACAGAUUUCCUUUGUGGAAUGCAAAAGCAGGGGAGCCACAGUCACUUCCAAUAGUGGGUUGGGGUUUCUCUGCCCAGGGACUGGGUGGGUGUUUGUGUUGCCCUCAUCAUUUCAUCAUCAUCGUCUUCUUCUUCUUCAUCAUCAUCACUCAUGACAGUGGCUAGAUUGGACUGCGUAAAUAUUGGGACUUUGUAUGGUCGCUGGUGACUGCAUGGUUGUGCACCUCACAAACCGAACAUCACCACCACCACUUCCACUUCUUCAGUUUCAUUCAUCUUGUGGCCAUACUGUGACCCGUGUAAAACAUUUCUGGCCCAGAAAUUGCUGGUGUGUUGCUGCAGUAUUGUGAGCAGUUUGAAAUUUCAAUGGCCUAUGCAAACAUUCAAGUAUAUUAAUAGAAAUAAUUAACAGAAGAUCCAUGUGUACUUAAUAUCAAACAUUAAUUAACUUGGAUAACUGUAAAUCUUUGCUAUAACAAUGUUUAUAAUGAGCAAGACUAAAUUAAUACAAAAUUUAGAACCUAUUUCUGCCCAACAUGCUUGAUGCAUUAAACUAAUGUGGAAAAUGCCCAUUUGUAAAACAGUAUAUAAUUUUUAUUGUGAUUAUUGUUAGCAAUGGGAAAUCUUUAUUGUACAAAUGUAACUUCUUGCCUCUACAUUCUCAUGAAAUGGUUCCCAAAGAGAGUUUUGAAAAGUAUGUUAUUUGGACUGUAAUACAUAAAAAGGUUUUUAAAAAAUAAUCCAGUCAUUUUCUACAAAAAGUUACAAAUGAGCAAAAGUUAUAAAAAGAAUCCAUUUUCUAAAGUUUGUUGCCAUCAAACAAGCAUUUAGAUAGUUGAAUAAUACACGGAGGGAAUGUAACUGAGAUCUCGAUUGCUAUAACGCACAAAGAUAGAGAAAUAAUUUUAGGUUUUAUUUGUGAAA